Molecule: messenger RNA, 2269 nt
Organism: Tinamus guttatus (white-throated tinamou)
Lineage: Eukaryota; Metazoa; Chordata; Aves; Tinamiformes; Tinamidae
Gene: POMT1
Product: protein O-mannosyltransferase 1
Biological process (GO): protein O-linked glycosylation via mannose
Cellular component (GO): endoplasmic reticulum; membrane
Molecular function (GO): dolichyl-phosphate-mannose-protein mannosyltransferase activity
Source: RefSeq, a predicted model, not a curated record
GAAGUUCUUGAACAGACCUUUGACAGAAUGUUGGGAUUUCUGAAGAAUCCAAUUGUGGUCACAGCGGAGAUAAAUAUGAACCUCUUGGCAUUGACUGUGAUGGGUUUAAUAAGCCGUCUCCGAGGGCUUUCCUAUCCCCGGGCUGUAGUUUUUGAUGAAGUUUAUUAUGGCCAGUUCGUUUCCCUCUACAUGAAGAGAAUCUUCUUCGUGGAUGACAGUGGCCCUCCUUUUGGCCAUAUGCUGCUGGCUUUGGGAGGUUACUUAGGGGGAUUUGAUGGAAACUUCCUAUGGAACAGAAUUGGAGCUGAAUAUAGCCUGAAUGUUCCUGUUUGGUCCUUGCGACUCCUGCCAGCACUGGCUGGUGCCCUCUGUGUGCCUUUAGCAUACCAGAUUUUGGUAGAAAUGCACUUCUCCCACUGUGCUGCACUUGGAGCUGCUCUUCUGAUUCUCCUAGAGAACUCUUUGAUCGCUCAAUCGAGGUUCAUGCUUCUGGAAUCAAUACUGAUAUUUUUUAUCCUGCUUGCAGUUUUAUGCUUCCUGAAGUUCUGCAAUUCACAGAGCUGUAGUGCCUUCUCUGGAAGCUGGUGGUUUUGGCUUCUGUUGACUGGAGUAGCUUGUUCGUGUGCAGUUGGAGUAAAAUAUAUGGGCCUGUUCACCUACAUGCUGCUUUUGGUCAUCGCAGGACUCCACUUCUGGCAUAUGAUUGGAGACCAAAAUUUGUCAAAUGUUUCCUUGAUGUGCCAUUUUCUGGCUCGGGGGCUGGCCCUCAUCCUUAUCCCAGUGACAAUGUACCUGUCCUUCUUCUAUGUUCACUUGGCUUUGCUGUACCGCUCUGGGCCUCACGACCAAAUUAUGACAAGUGCUUUCCAAGCCAGCCUAGAGGGUGGGCUAGCUCGAAUCACUCAGGGCCAACCCUUGGAGGUGGCUUAUGGCUCCCAGAUUACUCUGCGGAAUGUAUUGGGCAAACCCAUGCAGUGUUGGCUCCAUUCUCACAAGAACACUUAUCCCAUCAGGUACGAUAACGGCCGAGGCAGUUCCCACCAGCAGCAGGUGACGUGUUAUCCCUUCAAGGAUGUGAACAACUGGUGGAUUGUCAAAGAUCCAGGAAUGCAGCAGCUGGUGGUGAGUAACCCACCCCGACCCGUCAGGCACGGACACAUUGUGCAGCUGGUGCAUGGGAUCACAACGCGAUACCUCAACACGCAUGAUGUGGCUGCCCCUCUUAGCCCCCACGCCCAGGAAGUCUCCUGUUACAUUGAUUAUAACAUCUCCAUGCCAGCACAGAACCUCUGGAGAGUGGAAAUUGUAAAUCGGGAAUCUGAUACCGAUGUGUGGAAGACGAUUCUGUCAGAAGUGAGAUUUGUUCAUGUGAACACCUCUGCAGUGCUAAAGCUCAGUGGAGCAUCACUACCCGAGUGGGGGUACCGGCAGCUGGAGGUGGUUGGAGAGAAGUUGUCGAAAGGCUACCAUCAGAGCAUGGUGUGGAAUGUGGAGGAGCACAGAUACGGGAAAAGCCAAGAGCAGAAAGAAAGGGAAGUGGAGCUCCACUCUCCUACGCAGAUGGACAUCAGUAAAAACCUCAGCUUCAUGGCCAAAUUUGCAGAAUUGCAGUGGAAGAUACUAACAUUGAAAAAUGAAGAUACGGAGCAUAAAUACAGCUCCUCUGCUCUGGACUGGAUCACAAUGGAUACAAACAUUGCCUACUGGCUCCACCCAACCUCUGGGGCUCAGAUCCACCUCAUUGGGAAUAUCCUCAUCUGGGCAUCAGCUAACGUGGCUGCGCUGAUCUACGUGUGUUUGUCACUGUGGUACCUGGUGCGGCGAAGGAGAAGAAUUUACGACAUUCCCGAAGAUGCGUGGCAGCUCUGGGUGUCAGCGGGGAGGAUCUGCGUUGGCGGCUGGGCUGUGAAUUACCUGCCCUUCUUCCUGAUGGAGAAAACGGUCUACCUCCCUGCCCUCACGUUCCAGAUUCUCCUGAUUCCCGUCGUAUUACAGCACCUCAGCAAUCAUCUCUGCAGAUCUCUGCUUUCCAAAAGCAUGUUCAGCGCGUUCAUUGUGGCCUGGUUCUCCUCGGUUUAUCUUGUCUACUGCACGUUCAGCCCCGUGACCUACGGGGACCCGGCUCUGUCGGUCGCUGAGCUCCAGGAUUUGCGCUGGAAGGACAGCUGGAACAUCCUCAUCCGAAAACAGUAACAGCCUCAGUUGCACUGGUGGUUGUGUUGCAGGCAAAUGGAAAUAUCUCUUACGCAAAGCCAAGAGUUCAGUGUAU